Molecule: messenger RNA, 1248 nt
Organism: Exophiala viscosa
Lineage: Eukaryota; Fungi; Ascomycota; Eurotiomycetes; Chaetothyriales; Herpotrichiellaceae
Product: S-adenosyl-L-methionine-dependent methyltransferase
Exons: 3
Coding region: 1-1248 (415 amino acids)
Molecular function (GO): O-methyltransferase activity
Source: RefSeq, a predicted model, not a curated record
AUGUCUCUUACAGGAACGAAAGCACCCCAAGAUGAUGGCCCAAAGCUACAACAGCUGGCUGAGCAGCUCUCAGAAGCUGCAAAAGGGUACACUCCAGGUCCCGGUGCAGCGGGGUACGAGUCGCGGGCGAAUGUCACUCAUAUCGCCAAAGAAAUCGUGCGCCUCAUGAUGGCACCAAAUCAUAUGGCCAUGCAGCACGCCACCAACGGUCUUGAAAUCGUGGCCGUGAGAACAAUGCUAGGACUUGGCGUGCUCAAGGCUAUCCCGCUCGAGGGAUCGAUAUCGCUGGCCGACCUGUCCAAAGCGACCAACGUCCAGGACUCGCUCCUAGAACGUAUGCUCAGAUUGCUUGUCGGCACAGGCUUCAUUGAUCAGACGCCCGACUACGACUAUGUCCAUACCAAGUUCUCCCGCGCAUACAUCCCAAGUCCCGGCCCAGGCAAUUUCUUCCAAUUCAUAAACGACGAAUGCUUGUCGACAAUGCUCCAUUUCCAUCAAUACAUCAAAGACCGAGGCGAAACACCCGUCCACGAACCCGAUGAUCCUCUCCGCAACCCAUACACCCACCGGCACAACCAAGACGGCCUCCCCGUCUGGGCAGUCAUGGCACAAUUCCCCGAGCGCUUCAAGACCUUCCAACUCGGAUUGAUGGCGCAAGAAGACUCGGCGCCCAUAACCGGGUUCUACGACUUUUCUGCUCUUUACAACCCCGACACCGACGGCGACAGGACAACACUAAUCGACCUCGGCGGUGGCCAGGGCCAAUCCAUCAUCGAGAUCCUAAGUAACUUCCCCAGUCUCCGCGCGGACAAAUUCAUCCUGCAGGAUCUGCCCGAACCAAUCGCGCACGUCAAGGAAACCAAAUCCCUCCCCGAAGGUGUGACGGCGAUGGUGCACGACUUCUGGACCCCGCAACCAAUCAAGGGUGCUAAAGCGUAUUUCUUCCGCCGCAUCAUGCACGACUACAGCGACGAAAAUUGCACCAAGAUCCUGGCGCGUGUCCGUGAUGCUAUGGAGCCAGACAGUAAAGUGCUGAUUGCGGAUAUGGUCAUGCCCAAACGCGUGGGCGAGGCUGAUUUGCCGGCAGCUGCGAUGGACAAUUGUGUGAUGGUCAUGGGCGGGAAAGAAAGGACAGAAGACGGCUUCCGUAAGAUCUUGGAGGACGCGGGACUCAAGCUACACAAGGUGUGGCGGAGCAGGGAGGGCGGCGCGGCAGGAAACAUUGUGGAAGCGAGGUUGAAGGACUGA